This is a messenger RNA of Coprinopsis cinerea okayama7#130, 903 nucleotides long. RefSeq lists its product as hypothetical. Lineage: Eukaryota; Fungi; Basidiomycota; Agaricomycetes; Agaricales; Psathyrellaceae. The record is from RefSeq and is a predicted model, not a curated record. The transcript has 14 exons. Bases 1 to 903 code for a protein of 300 amino acids.
AUGGGAAUAUAUGCCCCUACGCUAGGUGCUCUUCUAGCGGGAGUUUUCUUGAACACAUGGUUCUAUGGUAUCGUCACUUAUCAAUACGCUUCGUACUAUGCCUCAAGUUAUAGCACCACCGAUGCCAAUUGGGUCAGAUUCACGGUACUGGGUCUGUUCCUCACAGAUACGUUCCACAGUAUCUCAAUCAUGUACAUGGUCUGGAUAUACGCAGUCGAUGGAUAUGGGAUGCCGGAAACGCUGUUAGUAAUUCAUUGGCCCCUGCCGCUCUCUGCUGUGUCUAUGUCCAUCAUCGCGCUGCUGGUCCAACUAUUCCUGUCGUACCGGAUAUACCUGUUCUCUAACAGAAACAAGAUCUACUUUGCAAUGCUAGCCGCCAUAUCGCUUUGUGGAUCCGGAUUGCGGUUGACCCUAGCAGUGAGGGUGUGGCAGGCCGGAACCAUGCCCGCCUUGGUGUCCAUUAACGCAAUCUUGACCGCAUGGCUUUCCCUGGAGGUUACCAUUGAUAUUCUGAUAGCUGGUAUCUUAUUAUACGUGUUUCGAAGAGCGUCGACGGGCCUUCGACGUUCGGACGCGGUCUUGAGAAAGUUAAUGAGGCUAUCGUUACAAACAGGGUUAUGCACUGCAAUUUUCGCGGUUAUGUGUAUGAUAUUGAGGCUGGCACUUCCCGACACCCAUUUCUACCUAACUGUUGGAUUCUCAAUAUGCCGUGUUUAUACCUGCACCCUCAUGGAUACCUUACUGAGCCGGCGGGAGCUAAGAACCAUUCUGGACGGCGGUGCAACCACCGGCAAUGAUGGGGGUGUAAGCAUCUUCAUGACUCUUCCCGGUCCCUCUGUCGCGCAACCGGAUCGUCACCGCGACAUCUCAGGCGGAUCUGAAAAUGACUCUGUAAAGCAUUAG